Molecule: messenger RNA, 705 nt
Organism: Cryptomeria japonica (Japanese cedar)
Lineage: Eukaryota; Viridiplantae; Streptophyta; Pinopsida; Cupressales; Cupressaceae
Exons: 2
Coding region: 1-705 (234 amino acids)
Source: RefSeq, a predicted model, not a curated record
AUGGUGUCUCGUACGAAGAUAACAUGCUAUGUUUUGGUUGGCCUUAUAUUUGUAUGGACCCUGAUGGACGGCGCAGUGGCAGAAGUGAAAGAUCAAAAUGGUGGGCAUGGUGACCAUUGGGGAGGUUGGGGAGGUGGUUGGGGUGGCCCAUGGCAAGGUGGGUCCGGUGGUCAGGGAGGUGGGCCUGGUUGGGGUGGUGCUCCUCGUGAAGGUCCUGGGGAAGGUGGGUCUGGUGGUCAAGGAGGUGGGUCUGGUGGUUGGGCUGGUGCUCCUCAUGAAGGUCCUGGGGAAGGUGGGUCCGGUGGUCAAGGAGGUGGGUUCGGUGGUUGGGGUGGGGCUCCUUACGAAGGUCUUGGGGAAGGUGGGUCCGGUGGUCAAGCAGGUGGGCCUGGUGGUCAAGGAGGUGGGCCUGGUGGUUGGGGUGGUGCUCCUCAUGAAGGUCCUAGGGAAGGUGGGUCCGAUGGUCAAGGAGGUGGGUCUGGUGGUUGGGGUGGGGCUCCUUACAAAGGUCCUGGGGAAGGUGGGUCCGGUGGUCAAGCAGGUGCUCCUCUCCAUGAACCAUUGCGAGGUCGUCAUGGUGGCCAAGAUAGGCAUGGCGGUAGGGGUGGUGCUCCUGGCCCGUGGCAAGGUGGUCCUGGCAGGCGAGGCGGUGGGAGUGGUGGUUGGGGUGGUGCUCCUCACCAUGGCCAUGCUCCUGAGAAUUAA